AUGAGUUCCUCCCUCGUCAGUCUCGCCCAGAUAAAACUUACAGGUGGGAGAUACUCUGUUUUCGGGACUGGAGAGCUACACAUCCGUCACGUGACCAAGGCUGACGAGUUCCAGUCAUACCACUGUGAGACCCAACACGUCCUCACUGACGAGACUACUAUCUCGGCCGUGGCUGGCAGGUUGAUGGUGAACGAGCCAAGAUCAUCCGUUCCUCCCAGGAUCACUGACUCACGUUCCUCCGUUACGGCCACUGUUAGACGCACCGUUGAGCUACCCUGUGCUGCCCAGGGCUUCCCAAUACCCCAGUACCAGUAAGUUCCCAGUACCAGUAA
Cherax quadricarinatus is the source of this 332-nucleotide messenger RNA. NCBI's taxonomy places the organism in Eukaryota, Metazoa, Arthropoda, Malacostraca, Decapoda, Parastacidae. The record is from RefSeq and is a predicted model, not a curated record.